Messenger RNA from Acanthaster planci (crown-of-thorns starfish), 4986 nucleotides. Its product is annotated as carnitine O-palmitoyltransferase 1, liver isoform-like. The record is from RefSeq and is a predicted model, not a curated record. Gene Ontology annotation, cellular component: mitochondrion. Gene Ontology annotation, molecular function: carnitine O-palmitoyltransferase activity. Lineage: Eukaryota; Metazoa; Echinodermata; Asteroidea; Valvatida; Acanthasteridae. Gene Ontology annotation, biological process: carnitine metabolic process; fatty acid metabolic process.
AGUACACAAACCCAAUACGUAUACGCUACAUACGUAGCCGAUCCAUCCAGCAAGCAAGAAGAGGGGAUCGAUCGAGGGUUUGAAAUCAAUAAGUUGACUUGUUGAGGUUGCUACGUGUGAAGGCACGCCAAGAUGGCCGAAGCCCACGCUGCUGUGGCUUUCCAGUUCACGGUCACCAAUGAAGGGAUCGACUUCGACAUCAACCAUGAGGCUUUGAAGGCUGUCUUUGAAAGUGGCAUGCGGUCAUGGGUCAAGAGAUUCAGACGUUUCCAGAAUGGUAUGGUCAACACCACCUAUCCUGCCAGUCCGUUGAGCUGGCUAGCCGUCCUGACAGCGGUGACGGCUUGUUCAUUGGCGCGUGUGGAUCCUUCCAUGGGGAUGAUUGAGAAGCUCAAGGAGAAUGUCUUACCAGUGGACUAUCUUGGGCCAGCGCCUACCAUCUAUCUCUCCACGGUCAUCUUUGCCACGUUCCUGUGGCUGGCUAUCAUCUUCACGUUGCGGUUCAUCCUGAAGCGUCUGCUCUCCUAUAGGGGUUUCAUGUAUGAGGUGCGAGGCAAAGUGUCUAUACAGACCAAGAUCUGGGCUAUGCUUUUGAAGUGUUUUGUAACGAGGAAGCCUCGUCUGUUCAGCUAUCAGAACGCACUGCCUAACUUGCCUCUGCCAUCAUUGCAUGACACAAUGAGAAGGUAUCUGCUCUCUGUGCGUGGGUUUCUCAACGACGAAGAGUUUGAACAGAUGGAGCUUCUUGUCAAGGACUUUGAGGUGGGGCUUGGUCCGCGCCUGCAGCGCUACCUCCGGCUGAAGUGGUUGUGGUCUGUCAAUUACGUCAGCGACUGGUGGGAGGAGUAUGUUUAUCUGAGGGGGCGGGAUCCAAUCAUGGUUAACAGCAACUACUACGGAAUGGAUUCCAUAGCCAUGCAGCCGACCAACAUACAGGCGGCACGGGCGGCCAAUUUCACCAUCAGCCUGCUGCGCUUCCGCCGCGAGAUCGAACGGGAGACCCUGAAGCCACUGAUGAUGCAAGGCAUGGUUCCGCUAUGUUCCUACCAGUACGAACGUCUCUUCAACACCACACGCAUGCCGGGUCUGGAAACAGACACCCUGGUCCACCAUAAGGACAGCAAGCACAUUGUGGUCCUCAGCCGGGGCCGCUUCUACAAACUGGUCUUCCAGGUGAACGGCACCAUGCUAAGUCCAGCCGAACUUCAGAAGCAGUUUCAGUGGAUCAUUGAUGACCCCAGUGAACCGAUGGAAGGGGAGGAGCAUCUACCCGCCCUUACGGCUGGUGAUAGGAUCCCUUGGGCACUGGCUCGGCAGAGGUUCUUCACACGAGGCGUCAACAAGAUCUCCCUGAGGGCCAUCGACACCGCCGCCUUUAUGGUCAUCCUUGAUGAAGAGGAACAAGAUUACGAUACCGAACCUCUGAAGGGAAUACUGGCCAAUCAAACCCUGCCACCGUGGUAUAAAGGGCUCCCUCAGGAAUCCACAGACAGCCAGUUUCCAACACCUCUCAAAGAUGACUGGAACCAGAAUCGUAAGCUAGAUAAGUUCAGCCACUCCUUGCUCGCUGGUAAUGGAUAUAACCGUUGGUUUGAUAAGUGCUUCAAUCUGGUCAUCUUCAAGAAUGGACGCAUGGGUGUGAAUGCUGAACACUCGCUUGCGGACUCACCUGUCAUGGCUCACCUGUUUGAGUACGCCUUUGGUGAGGACAUCAUGGUUAUUGGGUACAAUGCUGACGGUUCCUGUAAGGGGGAAGUGAAAGCCACCUAUGCACCCCCCGUGCAUCUCAAGUGGGAACUUCCAGAUGAGGUGAGAACGGUGAUGGAGACCAGCUUGGAGACGGCCAAGAAGAUUGCAGACGAUCUGGAUUUCCACCUGCUGGUCCACAACCAGUUUGGCAAGGGGGCCAUGAAGAAGUGUAAGGUCAGCCCUGAUGCCUUCAUUCAAAUGGGCAUGCAGCUGGCAUACUUCCGGGAUGCUGGUAAGUUCAACUUGACCUAUGAGGCAUCGAUGACGCGUCUGUUCAGAGACGGCAGGACGGAGACCGUUAGGCCUUGCACCAUCAGCUCCUGUGACUUUGUGAAAUGCAUGGAAGAUCCCUCUUCAUCUAAAGCGCAGCGUCUUGCCGCGUUCCGGAAGGCGUGUGAUGCCCAUGUGGCUGGUUACCGCGAUGCCAUGUGCGGCAAGGGCAUCGAUCGUCAUCUCUUUUGUCUGUACGUCGUCUCCAAGUACUUGAAUGAGGAGUCUCCAUUCUUGCAGAAGGUGUUGAGUGAACCCUGGCGUUUGUCCACCAGUCAAACACCUCAUCAGCAGAUGAACAAACUGGACAUCACCAAGCACCCUGAGUACAUAUCAGCUGGUGGUGGAUUCGGUCCGGUGGCUCGCGAUGGCUAUGGAGUGUCCUAUAUCAUUGCUGGUGAGGACGUCGUCUUCUACCAUGUCUCCAGCAACAAUUCCUCAGCUAGUACGGAUUCCUGGCGAUUUGCCAAGGGCAUCAUAAAAGCAAACAGAGACAUCCUUUCUCUUUUCCAGUAAAUAGCACCACUGUCUCCGACAAGCCUCAACAAAUGCGAGCAACAAAUUGGUAUUCAGCUUUUUUUUUUAAUCCCGUAUUUUUUCCCUCUUUCUUUGGUGCUCGUCAUUCUGAAACUUAAUACUUGGAGGAGAAUUUAGUUUUGUAUUAGGAGACACAGUCUUUGAUAUUUGGGGUGUAAAGGUUUUUACCUUCCUGGUCACUUGGAAAUUAGUCAUUCAUCGGUUGAGUUACUGGUUGAGUUUUUAAAACGUGCAGCAUUGGUCACUAUAAAUACAGGUUAAAUAAUAUGCGCAUGUAGAAUUGCCCACAAAUGCUUCGUUUCAUGCACUCUGACAAAAUACAUUGGUCCACAGCUGAGCAAAUAGAUUAUUUGUUAUCUAAAUAUCCCAAAUGAAAGACCUCAUCAAUCAUUUAUUCGGAAGGAAACAAAUGGUAGCCAGUUGCAGAGAACAACAAAAAUUCUUGAAAUUCAACAUGGUAAUCCCUUAAUUUUCAGUUUAGGGGGCUGGAGCUUUAAAAUACUGAACUUGUUCUGAUUUAUGUACAUUUAAUUUUACACAAAUUUAGUUUUUCCUCCAAUCUAUUCAACAUUUUUUGAGGCUUGUCUUUGGAAAAAUUUCAACACAAAGGAAAAAUGCAGUAAACUCUCCAUUUUACAGUUCCCAAAGAAUUACAGUAUUUAAUAGUAUUUUAUCAAUAUGUACAUGUCAGCAUAGGUGGUAUGAAAUAUGGUGACUUUCAUUUAUGACACGUAGGCAAGUAUUUAGUAACUAUAAAUGUUUAGCAAUGAAAUAUCACACACCUAUUUUAUUUACAACCGAAAUUAAGCAGGGCGAGAAUAACUACCUUUUUUCACUCUCUUGGUCGAGUUGUUAGUCCAUCUUUUCACAACAGUUGAGGCAAGUUUAGGAAAGUAAACUACCGUUAUUGAUGCCCAACCUUAACGAGGCCAGUCUUUGUCAGCAAUGCAACUAUUUCUUUGGAACAUUAUCAUUACCUCUGUGUGACCUAACUUUUAUUCUUAGCCGGUACUUGAAAUUGGGAUUGAAGUCUUAAUACUUGAGUAACAGGUUUUGUUUUAAUUUUGUCAUGCGCUUGCAAUAGAGCCCUGUUGUCAGCAACAAAGUAUUGUAAUGUGUUACAGUUUAUUUAUAGCCACCUUUAUCACUGAUUCUUAGUAGCCAUUCUGCUAGUUUGUGUAGAGUAUUUUGUCGAGCUUGCCCAUUAGAGUGAAACAUAAGUUGGAUUGAAAUAUGAAGUUUGUCACCCAGGUUGCAUAAAACACUUAGCACAUUAAGCUUUUUGUUCUUUCUUUUUUUUUUUGGAUUGCUUGUUUGAAUAUGUUUGCCCCAGAUGCAGUUUGUAUAUGAUUUAUGUAUUCGCUGUGAGCUGAAUGAACCUUGCAUAAUUUAAUACUGUCUAUUUCUGUUGCAAUUACUGUCAUGAGGACAUUUCAAAAUCUCAACAUGUGCUUCGGUAUGGCUUCAAGAUUCCAAGGCUCUGGAAGAGGCUUUGGAUGAUGGUCGAGUUAGCCAUUAUGGAUAUUUUAGAGAAUGAAUUUGAAGCUUUUUGCUAAUGAAAGGAGUCAAUUUCCAAACGUGAAGUAAAAAUUGUCAUGCUUUCAUUGGUUGCGUCCGCUGCCAACAUUCUCAUGUUGUACGUCCAUGUUGUAAGUUUGUGUAGUGUUUGCUUGGACAAAAAGAGGAAAUAGUAGUGUUUUGGGAGAGUAGUGUAUGGUUUGAGAAUAAUAUUAUGCAGUUAUUUGCUCAUGAAAGUAAUUUUUUUCUGUGAGAAAUACAAAAAAAAGGAAAGCAAUGCUUGUUGAGGAUUGUAAUUAGUAACGCAUAAUUACGUUAAUAUUUGGUUUGGUGAUAUCUGACACAUAAUUUGCACUGCAAAAUCAGCCUUAUGAUUAGCACAACGCUAAUUUAUUAACACACUGAAGUCGAGUGUGAAGGGUCGCGCAUACUAAAUGAUGUCUUUCGGUGCCAAACAAUGCAAGCUCCUUCGAGCCCUUUUGUGGAGAAGUCAGCUUUAAUUUUAUCAGCUUGUUCAAGUAGGGCAACAAUCAGUUCUGAGAAGAUAAAAAAAACCAGGGUGAAUUAUUAGUGUUUAACAUCCUCUAAUUUAAGUUGGUAAUAUUCUAAACGAGCUUUGCAUUUGCUUUUUCAUAUUAACUGUUUGAUUUUUUCCCAUUUAAAACUAUUUUUUUUCUCUAUACGGAAACUAGUUCAAAGAGAAACUUGUAAUUAUUUUAUUAAACCUUAUACGAUGACGUAUAUCUUAUAGUUCCGGUUAAUUGGCGAAAGAGACAGAAGUAUUUUAUCUCUGAUUUAUUAAAUUUUGCGGUGUAUGUAAUCGUGACGUUGUGCACCUUUGACCUACAUGUGGUGUGACUGUGAAGAAUGCAAUAAAAAACAUUGAUCUUUUGACCUCUUGGAGAAAAUGAA